AUGACACCAUGCACCACACCCCGCAUCUCCUAGCCCCAGCUAGUAGAUCAUUGGACACAUAUCGAAACAGCUCUCUAGCUAGCGCGCUCGUCGUCUAACCUGGCUUCCGGCAUGGCUUCCAAGCAGAUCGGAGUCUUGACCUGCUUCAUUGCCAUCACCGCUCUCGCCUUCCGUCCCUGCGCAUCCGCCGUGCCCAUGGACGGCGGCUGGUCGAACGGCGGCGCCACCUGGUACGGCCCCGCCAAGGGCGCUGGAUCCGACGGUGGUGCGUGUGGGUACCAGGGUGCCGUCGACCAACCUCCGUUCUCGUCAAUGAUCACCGCCGGCAGCCAAUCCAUCUUCCAGGACGGCAAGGGCUGCGGCACCUGCUACCAGGUGAAGUGCACCGGACACGAGUCGUGCUCCGGCAGCCCGGUGACAGUGGUUAUCACCGACCUGUGCCCCGACGCUACGUGCCAGGUGGAGCCCGUCCACUUCGACCUGAGCGGGACGGCGUUCGGUGCCAUGGCGAAGCCCGGCCAGGCCGACAUGCUCCGAAACGCCGGCCGCCUACAAGUCCAGUACACUCGGGUGGCGUGCAACUGGAACGGCUUGGACAUCGCCUUCAGGGUGGACGCCGGCUCAAACGCCAACUACCUGGCCAUGGCCAUCGAGUACGAGUCCGGGGACGGGGACCUGCGCGCCGUGGAGCUGAAGCAGAGCGGCGCGGCGGCGUGGGCGCCCAUGCAACGCUCCUGGGGCGCUGUGUGGCAGUACAAGUCCGGCUCCACCAAUCUGCAGGCCCCCCUGUCUGUCCGCCUCACCUCGGGCUCCGGCAGGGUUCUCGUCGCCAGCAACGUCAUCCCCGCCGGAUGGCAGCCCGGCAGAACCUACCGCUCCGUCGUCAACUUCGGAGGAAACCAUGCAUAACGAGUGGUAUUAAGAUGUCGAUCGUCUGCAGAUGUCUCCAUCCAACAAUAAGAUGCAUGCAUAUAUGAUCUGUGUGGCCAGCUAGCUGCUAGACCAUCUCACUCCCUGAGUCUGCUGAUGCUCAGCCAAUAAUGAAUCAUUCCAUCUCGAUCGGAAAUUCAACAUAUAUAAUAAUGCAAGCACCGGAAAUAAAAUUCUACUGUGUUCUGUGACGA
Zea mays is the source of this 1124-nucleotide messenger RNA. RefSeq names its product putative expansin-B14. Bases 112 to 909 code for a protein of 265 amino acids. Gene Ontology annotation, biological process: sexual reproduction. Lineage: Eukaryota; Viridiplantae; Streptophyta; Magnoliopsida; Poales; Poaceae. The record is from RefSeq and is a predicted model, not a curated record. The transcript has 4 exons. Gene Ontology annotation, cellular component: extracellular region.